UGUGUGAUGGAGAUGAUGGAGGCUCUUGAUGACGGAGCUCCAGCGACAGGACAAGUGCGUGCAUCGUCGAGUGCGUCUGGAGUUGACAACAGAAGCAGAAGCAGAGAGAUCCGCGCGUGACGAGACUUCCACACACACAAACACCAGGAUGAUUUCCGAUUAUGGAUUCAAUUUGUUAUUAUCAUCAUUUUGACCUACUUUCAUGCACACUUUUCAUCUCAUCACUGCUCGUGAUAGGUGGUGUAUCUCCUGACAAACUGCCUCAGUCUGUGGACCCCUGCUCUCCCAGUCCAUGCCAAAACAGAGCAAUAUGCAGGAGUCACAAGGACGGCUACUUGUGCUACUGUGUGCCAGGGUUCCAGGGAUCUCACUGUCAAAUCGAUGUGAACGAAUGUGCCUCGCAGCCGUGCAGGAAUGGAGGCACCUGUGUGGACAGAGUGGGCAUGUUCUCCUGCCUGUGCUCUCCCGGGUUCACUGGAGCCACUUGUGAGGUCCAGAUUGAUGAGUGUCAAUCAGAGCCGUGCCUCGGCGGUGGCAGUUGCCAUGACUACCCCGGUGGCUUUACUUGCACCUGUGUGCCCGGUUUCCAAGGACACCGGUGCGAAAUCGACACCGACGACUGCCAAGCUCUGCCAUGUCAGAAUGAGGCUUUGUGUAUAGAUGGGGUGAAUGAAUACCACUGUGACUGCUCUCACACAGCCUUCACAGGCACACACUGUGAGACUCCGCGGCCGCCGUGCCAUUCUGAACCCUGCUUCAACAGCGCCAUCUGUAAGGACAAUCAGGGUAACUACACGUGUGAAUGCUGGCCAGGGUUUGAGGGCCGUCAGUGUGAGACAGACACAGACGAGUGCAGCAGCGGCCCUUGCAUGCACGGAGGCCGCUGCAUCGAGAGGUCGUGGCAGGCCCUGUACGGCAGUGAGCCUCUGCUGCCUGAACACUAUGACCAGCAGCGCGCUGCGGGCUAUAUCUGCAGCUGUCCUCCAGGAACGGCAGGUUCCCUCUGUCAGGAGGUGAUAGACCAGUGUGAUCCCAGUCCAUGUCAGAAUGGAGGCAGGUGUAAGAGCCAUGUUGGAAGCUACAGGUGCCACUGCCUCGCACAGAGUCACGACGGCAUUCUCCACGGAGGUGUGAACUGUGACGAGAGGCUUGUUGGCUGUGAAGGACACGAAUGUGGGAACCAUGGCUCCUGCUCUCCUUUCCUGCUGGAUGGGACUCACGGCUACACCUGCUCCUGCACAGCCGGCUACACUGGACCUCUCUGCCAGACCCCCACCACUUUUUCUUUCGAACGCAGAGGGUACCUGCUGCACCAGAGUCCGCAGGUGGACGCUGACGUGUCUUGGAACAUCACCCUGAGCUUCAUGACGGUUCUGCCCAGAGCUUUGUUGUUCCAGCGGAACAGUGGCGGUCUGCUGCUGAGUCUGAAGCUGCAGGGAGGGCGGCUCCGUCUCACACUGAGGAGGGAGGCUCCUGCUGGGGCCGAUGUAGAGAGCUCUAGUAGCCAGGUGCUGGAGCUCCCACACAAUGUCACAGAUGGAGAGUGGCAUUCUGUCGAGGCUGUGCUUGAAAAGUGGGUGCUCAGCCUGAAACGGUUAGAUGCUGGGAGCUGUGGGAGCCAGUCAUGCCACAAGGUGGCCUCAGUCCAGAGCAACCUGGCCAGAGAGGUGGUGUCUCCUCAGAACACUUUUAUUGGAGGAGUGCUUCAGGACUCAAAUGGCCCCGAUGAACGUUAUCCAGUUCCAGCGUUUAUUGGCUGCAUGCGGGAUGUAUUUGUGGACUGGCAGCUCGUCGUCCCUGAAGAAUGGCUGAGCAACUCGGCUGUUAAUGUUUCUCCUGGCUGCAGCCACAGGGACCACUGCCUGGAUGGGCCUUGCCAACAUGGAGGACAGUGUGUGAACCUGUGGCAGAGCUACCACUGCCAGUGUCCAAGGCCCUACGAGGGACACGACUGUGAGAAGGAGCACGUUACUGCACGCUUUGGGAACGAAGACUCUCACAGUUACGCUGCGUUCACAGUCGCCGAUGACGUGGGACACAACCUCUCCAUCUCCCUCUUCCUGCGCACUCGUAAGAACAGCGGCCUCCUCCUGGUUCUCGCCAACAGCAGCAGCCAGUACCUGCACAUGUGGCUGGAAGACGGCAAGGUCACGGUGCAGGUCAACAACUUUGAGAGCGUGAAGGCCGAGAGUGCACUGGACGACGGGGAGGUCCACAUUGUGAGUGUUGAGGUGUCGGAGGAUCACAUGACUCUGUACGUGUCAGCUCAGAAACAGGGCGACGUCGACGUCAGGACAGUCACUGUCCACGCCGGAGACACUGUACAUGUGGGGGGUCUGGUGGACAGAAGGACAACUGCGGCGUUUGGUGGAUACUUUAAAGGCUGCAUCCAGGACCUGAGGAUGAAUGACAACAGGCUGCAGUUCUUUGGACUGGACACAUCAGUGAGAACUUAUCCACUCAAACUCAUAGGAAAUGUGACAGCUGGCUGCUCAGGGGACAACAUCUGUAGUAGAAACCCGUGUCUCCAUGGGGGGAUGUGCUACUCCGUGUGGGACGACUUCACCUGUAACUGCCCACCCAGCACAGCAGGGCGGCGCUGUGAGGAGGUCAGAUGGUGUGAGCUGUCUCCGUGCCCCACAGGCUCAGAGUGCACGACGCUGAACCAAGGAUAUGAAUGCUAUGCCAACGCCACUUUCCUGAACAACAGCACUGUCCUCUCCUACCGUGGAAACGGACUGAUAUCCCGCAAUCUAACCAACAUCUCCCUGAACCUGCGCACGCGGAAGCACAAUGCAGCGAUUCUGCACGCGGAGAAGGCCUUGGCAUUCAUCACGCUCUCUGUCCAGGAUGGUUUCCUCUCCAUUGAGCUUCAGAGUUUCCGUUUGGAUGAUAGUGUGGUGGAGCGAGCGCAGGCUGUGUCUACAGUCAGCCUCAGCAGCCGCAGGCGUGUCAGUGAUGGCGAGUGGCACAGUGUCCAGCUGUUCAUGGCGGCGCCCUGGAUGCACACGUCCCAGUGGACUCUGGUGCUGGAUGAAGAAAUAGAGGAAGCCAGCACUUCCAGGAGCCGUGGAGGCAACAUUGACUUCCUCAGAGAGGGCGUGGACAUUUUCCUGGGGGGCCUGGACCCUGUUGCCGACUGGUCCCUGGCUGGAUGUCUGGGCACAGUAGAACUGGGUGGCAUUGCCCUGCCUUACUUCAGCUCCUCUGAUGUGAACCUGCCACGCCUGCAGGAGGAGCAGUUCAUCCGGACGUCGCCGCGUCCACCACUCCUCGGCUGCAGCGGGGCCUCUGUGUGUGAGCCCAACCCCUGCCUGAACGGAGGGGACUGCCGGGACCACUUCAACACCUACAACUGCAGCUGUGCAGACGGCUGGACCGGCAGACACUGCGACGUCUUCGCCAACGUCUGCGCGUCCAGUCCCUGCGUCCAUGGCAACUGCAGCGUGAGUGGGGUGUCCUACAAGUGCACCUGUGAGUUUGGCUACGCAGGUGUGGACUGUGAGAGAGAGGUGGACAGGUGUGAGAACCACCUUUGUGCUCAUGGAGGCACCUGUCUUCAUGGGCCGGACAGAUAUGCCUGUCUCUGCCCUGAGAACUACACUGGAACCUUCUGCAAUGAACGCAUUGAAGAAAUUCCAUGGUACAUUGCUGUCAGAAAAGUCAGACGUCCAAAGCUGCCUGUUUCCGUGUGCGGCGAUGACACCAGAAACUACACCUGCUUCAAUGGAGGGAACUGCACUGAACGAGAGCUGUCCUGUGACUGUCCAUCAGGCUUCACUGGACACCGGUGUGAGCAGGAGGUGGACGAGUGCAAGUCCAACCCGUGUCUGAACGGAGGCUACUGCCGCAACCUCAUCGACAAGUUUGUCUGCGUGUGUGAAAUGAGCUUCGCUGGAGACUUUUGCCAGAUGGACCUGACCUCUGAGAGUUUGACCUCUGACCUGUUGCUGUCCAUCAGUCUGGUGUCCUUCGUCCUGCUGCUGGUUUUGGUCCUGACUGCAGUCGGACUCGUGGUGGCGCUGAACCGCCGCGCCAACCACGGCACCUACAGUCCCAGCCGACAGGAGAAGGAUGGGUCUCGGGUGGAGAUGUGGAGCAUCACCCAGCCGCCGCCUAUGGAGAGACUCAUAUGAGACAUUAUUAGUAGGGAUUGUUUCUUUUUCUUCACCGAUAGCAUUUCCAGUAUCACAUGCUUGAGUAUCAGUCUGACAUUUUUACAUAUUUUACACCACAAAGGUGUUAACAACACAUUUGUGCUGAUGCUUUUGCCACCUAUUCAUAAGCAGCCAUUUCAUAAAGAUAAUAUUCCAACUGCAUAACAACAAUUCGGCUCCUGUAAGGAAGAAUGAGUUUUUGAUGUGAAACAUAGGGGUUUUUGAUUUGUACCAAAUUUCCUAUGUCCAAUCCGGUGAUUUUGACCAAUAUUGGACCAGGUAUGAUACAGAGUACAGUAGAGGUUAAGAACUGGCACCAGAAACAUACCAUUUUCCCCCUGAAUGUAAACCUGGUCUUUUCCUCCUCAGCGUACCUGCAGCCUGAGAUCACAGCUUACUUUUCAUUUGCAAACACACAUGCUGGAGUCUGUGACACCAUUUUAGUCCAGUGUUUUGAGGAGAGCGGUGAUAAAAGUGCCUGCGUGGAGCUCUCGUUACCAUUCGAGCGCCUGAAGUGUCCCAAAAUGAGUUCAGGAUGUGCGGAGUACAACGAGUAUGUAAUAAAUUUGAUUUGAGCACAGCAGCAGACACGGGAGUCCCAAGUGUCCAGCUGACGGUGACUCUGGAAAAUGUCUUCUUAGGCUAAAAAAGACUGUAAACAUGGAGAGAGAUAAGAUCAAGGUUUCAGUGAUGGUUCGCUUGAGGUUCUCUUGUGGUUCAGUUCUAGUUGUUCAGUUCAGUACGGUACAUAUUAUUUUUUUUAAACGGAAAAUAAAACAGCCACUGGACGUCCUCCACUGUUGUCCGUUGUGUUGCGUUCAAUGUCGUUGUUCGUUGUUGUCGCCGUACUGUACCAAACUGAACUGUACCGUGAUGGAAUCAGGUGUCAUGCGCUCAAGGUUUGCAUAUUGGACCUUUAACAUGCAGACAUCACAGAUUUCCUUCCACCUCUGUCAGAUUAACAGCUGCAAAUUAGAAAGUGAGAUUAACAGUCGCUGUGCGACUAUAGACAACGGUCUAUAGUACUGGCAACAGAGAGGUGGCGAGGUGUGGGGAUCAGUUUCUGUUCAGCGCCUCAUAAAGACCUGGUCCUGCUUCUGCUCCAUCCGUCUCCCACAGAGACAGAGUCUGUCGACGCAAAGAUUUGAGUUCAGACUCCGUCACAUCUGUGUGUGUCUCCAUAUUCUUAGCAUUGACGAAACGCUCACAGAAACAUUUAAUCCAACAGUUUGAUGUAACACAUAUGCACCAAGUCCUCCUCAUUUAAAUCCAGGAGAAAAGUGUCCUUCUAAUUCUUUGUGACGCGUCCUUUCUUUCUGUAAAUCCACACCGAGAGCACAUUAGUCAGAAUUCAGGAUUAGAUAGAAGAAUAUUUUCUUGCAAAUGUAUUAUUUAUCAUUUAUGUCCUGUACUGAUUAUUUUGUUUCUUUCUUUUUUAAACUGUGAAUUUUAUUUUGUGAAAUCUGUUGGUUAAUAAUAAUGAAUUCAUUUGUUCUAAUUUAUUGAAUGUUAAUGAAGUUUCCAGGUUUUUUUUGUACAUAUAUAUAUAUAUUUUUAUUUUGUAGACUUAAAAAUCACUCAGUUCUCCUGUAUGUCCAUCAGUUUAAGGCAAUGUGAACCAUUCAUUUGUAAAUUUACAUUUUUAAACACAUUAAACAGUGCUUAUAUUGUACUUAACCUGAUUAAUGUCAAAUUCCAAACUCAAGGCAAACGACAUAGAAUAAACAACUUGAGUUGUAGAGCAAGCCACUAAUAAGAUUCUUUUUCUGUUUACUGGGUCUAUUUCAGAAUAAAUAAAAUGAAAAAAAAGGUGAUUCCAGGGAUGCAAGAGACUGAAACAGUGGCAUUUAUUUUCAGUUCACAGUGCAUACAUUACGUGCAGUUGUACCAGUAGCACAUUAGAUUCCGGACCUCGACUGUU
This is a messenger RNA of Solea solea (common sole), 6078 nucleotides long. RefSeq names its product crumbs cell polarity complex component 1 (gene crb1). Gene Ontology annotation, cellular component: protein-containing complex; plasma membrane. Gene Ontology annotation, molecular function: calcium ion binding; Notch binding. Gene Ontology annotation, biological process: heterophilic cell-cell adhesion; establishment or maintenance of epithelial cell apical/basal polarity; Notch signaling pathway. The record is from RefSeq and is a predicted model, not a curated record. Lineage: Eukaryota; Metazoa; Chordata; Actinopteri; Pleuronectiformes; Soleidae. The transcript has 13 exons. The coding region runs from base 162 to 4136 and encodes 1324 amino acids.